Messenger RNA from Paramecium sonneborni, 2078 nucleotides. The record is from the annotation of a GenBank genome assembly. Lineage: Eukaryota; Ciliophora; Oligohymenophorea; Peniculida; Parameciidae.
AUGAUAUUAAGUGAUUAAAUAGCAAUAUCAGCAAAUGAAAAAGUCAUUGGCAAGUAUUUUAAAUCAAAAAUUGAUGCUUAUUAUUUAGAAAUAAAUUAAAAUAUCGAAGUAGAUGUCAUUAAUAAUAUCUUUUAGUCUUCCUUCAAUAAAAUCAAUAAUUUUCUUGAUUCAUUAAUUGAUGAUACAUAGAUGUUCACUAAUUUAACAUUCCAACAAACAGAUAAUGCAAUACCUCCUUUAUAACUUAUUUCACAAGCAGAUUUAGGAAAUUAAUAAUAUGUUUUUGAACUGAUUCAUGAAGUUUUACCAUUAUUUAUUGAUAAUCCAAAAUAAAAGAUGGAGCCCUAUCAUCAAGUCAUAAAUACUCAAUACCAACAAUAAAAUCCAUAUUAAGAAAAUUUUGAGAUUCAAAAUAUUAAUUAAACAUAGACUCAAAAAAAAUAAUCGAUUGAAUUAGUUGAUAAAGGUAAUCGGGAGGUUAUGUACAAAAAAGGUUAAUAAUUAAUGCUAUUUAAGCUAAUACUUUAACAAAAUAGAACGAGUUUAAAAACACUAUCCCAUUAAAUAAAGAAAUUGUAAAUAAUAAUCCAACAUAUGAUCUAUUAUAUUAAAAAAUAGGUAUUGCAGAUGUUUAAAAAAUUAGCUGAUGUCUUAAGAGAGUAAAAGUCUUACAUAUAAGCUAUGGAAUACUAUGAUUUAUGCAUGUCAAUUAAUUCAAAUAACUUAGCAGCUUAAUUUGGUAAAGGUUUAAAUUAAAUAUAUCAUUAAGGUGAAUGUUUAAGAGGGACACAUUAAUAUAAUGAAGCCUUAUAAUAUUAUAUCAAAGUUACAUAAAAUGAUUCAUCUGAAUUAGAAUAUUACUUUGCUUAUGGUAAAAAAUAUAUUAAAAUUUAUUAGGAAAUUGCCUAAUUAAUUUGGACAAAAAACAGGAAGCAUUAAGGAUUUAUGAUAAAUGUUUAGAAAUAGAUGAUAAUCAUGCUGAUUCCUAUGCAGGGAAAGGUUAGAAUAACAAUCAUAGUAUUAGGAAUAUGUCUACUUUUUUAAGGGAGGAAUGAUGAAGCAUUAGAUAAUAUAAAUAAAUCAUUAAAUUUAAAAUAAAAUUCCUGUUUAGGACUUAACGGGCUUGGUAACAAGUAUAAGAAAAAACUUAGGUCUGUAUUAUUUAGAAAAAAGGAAAGAUUAUUCGAAAGCAUUAGAGUAGUUUGAAAAGGUUUUGGCUAUCGAUGAUCAAAAUUUAUAUUCUUUAAAUAACAAAGGUAAUUUAAUUAGGUUUUAUCUAAAGGUAAUUGCUUAUAUUAAAUGGGUUAAUAUGAAUAAGCUAUUGAAUGUUUAGAUAAAGCUUUGGCUAACAAUCCUUCUUUUUUGUAUUCCUUAGAUAGCAAAGGUAAUUUAAUUUAGUUUUAUCUAAAGGUAAUUGCUUAUAUUAAAUGGGUCAAUAUGAAUAAGCUAUUGAAUGUUUAGAUAAAGUGCUGAUUAGCAAUACCCAAAAUAUAUAUUCCUUAAAUAGCAAAGGUAAUUUAAUUAAGUUUUAUCUAAAGGUAAUUGCUUAUUUAGAAUGGGUCUCUAUGAAAAAGCUAUUGAAUGUUAUGACAAAACUUUGGUCAUCAAUCCUUAAUAUUUACAUUCUUUAAAGGGGAAAGGUAAAUUUGAUUUAUUUUAUCUAAAGGAAACUGCUUAUAUUUAAUAGGACAAUAUAAAUAAGCUAUUGAAUGUUUAGAUGAAGCUUUGGCCAUCGAUCCUUAAAAUCUACCUUCAUUAAAUGGCAAAGGUAUAUUUAAAUUUAUUCUCUAAAGGUUCCUGCUUAUUUAGAAUGGGUCUUUAUGAAAAAGCUAUUGAAUGUUAUGACAAAACUUUGGUCAUCAAUCCUUCAUAUAUACCUUCUUUGGUUAGCAAAGGUAGAAUUAAAUUAAUUAUCUAAAGGUAGCUGUUUAUAUAAAAUGGAGCAAUAUGAAUAAGCUAUUGAAUGGUAUAGCAAAGCUUUGGCCAUCGAUCCUUAAAAUAUACCUUCAUUAAAUGGCAAAGGUAUAUUUAAUUUACUUUAUUAAAAGAAUUAUGCUUGUAAAUUUUAAAAAACUGAG